GCACGCGGUAUAUGGGAGUGCAGAUGCAGGGAAGUUUGAGAGGAAAAUAUCAGUUUGGAAGAUAAGCAGGUACAUCAUACAUGUAUCCAGUAUCACUGUCAGUGUGAAGAUGUGGUCAAAUGCACCAAUGCCAGGCUGGCCAAUGCAGCAGGCAUCCUACAGUAACGUGGCCUCGGAACAAGUUGAUUGGGCUGCCCUGGCCAAGCAAUGGAUUGCCCAGAAGGAAGCUCAGGACCAUGGAGGAGGUAUGAUGAUGGGGGCUCCCCCUCCGCCCCCUCCUCCACUACCUAUGCAUAUACCAAUGCCAGCAGACAAUCACAACUCGUCCCAUGGCCAUGGAGAUCACAUGAUGCCAGCAGCAGCACCACCCCACCAGCAGGGCCAGUGGGGGGCCAGGCCUAAUUGGGGGGGUUGGCAAGGCCAAGGAUUCCAGGAGCAGGGAGGUUGGAAUCAUGGCCAGCCACCACCUUUGCCUCCAGAACCAAAGGCACCUGAGGUUCAAACAUUUGAUUACGGUCACGGAGGGCAGUCGGCCGGGUUUCAACCUCCACAAGAUCAUCAAGAACAUCAGGGAUUUCAGUACAAUCAAGUCCCACCAGAAUCGUUUCAUCAGCAGGACUACAAUAGCUACUGGGACAACCAAACACCUCGUCCUGAGGCAGACGAACCAUCGAGUCAUCGAGAUCGGUGCAACAGUCGACACGAACGUGAUGGACGACGAAGUGGACGUGAUCAUCUUCAUCACUCGCGUUCCCAUCAUUCCCCACCCCCCAUGUCUCAUCUCCCGCCACCGGUGCCGCCAGAUCUACCCAUACCAAAAGUUGAAGAUGAAGAAUCGGCUGGAUUAGAUGCUGCUAAGCGGCGUGCCCUGCCGGCCUGGAUCCGUGAAGGUUUGGAGAAGAUGGAGAAGGAGAAGACGAAGAAGCAUGAGAAGGAGUUAAAGGAGAAAGCAAAGAAGGAAUUAGAAAAGGUGAAGGAAGAGGAGAGAGAGGCCAGGUUGAAGGAUGGAGAUGAACCAACUGUUGUCAAGAGCAAAUUUGAUUCCGAUGAUGAGAGUGAGAAUGAGAGUCCGAAACCACCAGCUGUUAAGGCUGAGGAAGGUGAGAAGGCCGAGUCACCAGGGGUGAAGGAGGGUGAAGAAGAGGAGCCUGAGGUCAGUGAGGAAGAGAGGCAACAGAGACUGAUCAUUAAAGUGAAGCGGUGGCUGACAGAGAUCCUGAUUGAGGUGACUGGUCAGGAGAUCGAGUCUGUGGCCGAUGAGGUCUGUUACCGUGAGAAAGGCAAAGCCAGAAAAGCUAAGCAGCUGGCCAAGUCUUCUGCUUUGGCUUCUAUUGGAUCACUGGGUCUCCAGUAUGGUUCCGACAGUGAAGCCUCUGAGAAGGAAGACUCAUCAUCGUCCGAGGGAGACUCGGAGGCUGAGCUCGAGCAGGCAAUCCGCGAGAAGAAAGCUGCAUUCCUGCUGCGUGUGAAGGAGGAGGAGGAAGUCGAGCGGAAGGAGAGACGAAGGGAGGAGGAGCGGGAAAGGGAGAGAGACCGCCAGGGUAGGAGGGAGCAGGAGGAGAAAGAACGGAAAGAGAGAGAGGAACAGGAGAAGGUGUCUAGACUCUUACAGAGCACCAUCACUGAGGAGGACGAGAGCUAUCACUUUGAGAAGAAAUACAAAGCGAUCCCUGGACUGGAGAAUGAGGAUAUGGAUCAACACAAAAAGUGCCGGUCUUCGCGUGUGAGGGCCGAGGGAUCAAAGCGAAAAGACGAGUCCAAGUCAAAGAAGAGGAAAGUGCACAGUGCAACCAAUGACAGUGACAGCUCAAGUUCUGACUCUAGUGACUCUUCCGACUCAUCGAAGAAGAGUGAGUCGACGGGCUCUUCAGAUGAGCAGGUACCUGACUGGAGUGAACGACGGGAACGGAGGGAUGAGGAACCGGGGAGGGAGAGGACAAAGGGUAGUAGUCGGUAUGAGGAGUAUAGGAGGGGGGAGAGUCGGGAGGAAGGGGAGGGCAGUGAGGGCAGACGUGGGGGGUCGACUAAAGAGAGGGACAGGGGCUUACGAAGGGACUAUGAUCGACACUCUAGUAGAACUAGCUUGCAUGGUACUAGUAGUAGGGGUGAGGACCCGUACGACUAUAACAAACGGGAUAUAGACAAAUAUAAGUAUGAGGACCGGGAGAGGAGUGGGGAGAGGCGUAAGAGACGGAGCAGGAGUGGUGACGGGGAUCACGACCGACGUAGUGACCGCGAUAGACAUAGGCGCAGUAGGAGCUAUGAUAAGUAUGGUGACCAUGGACGUGACUACCGUGAUGAUGACCGACGGGGGAGCAAGUAUGAAGACGAUUAUGAGAAGUACAAAGAUUACGAAGAUGAUCGAGAAUCAAAAUCAAAGUCGCGACGAUAUGACAGGUCGCCCUCCUACGAGUUAGAGUCUUCAAGGAAGCGGAAGAAAAGCUCUGAUGGGUCAAGGUCAUCCAAGAAGUCGAGGAGAGAUCGUCACCGGGGGAGUGAUUCAGAAUCAGAUGGUCACGGUAAGAAGUCGAGAAAACACAAGUAUAGAUGAAGAUGACAGCAACAUAAGGUGGGCCAAACUUUUACUUCCGUACUUCACUUCUUGUUUCAGGUUCAAUACCAGAGGGGUCUGCAAUGUUGUGUCUGACUGAUCAGUUAUCAAUGCUCUGUGUCGCCUGUAUUUUGAGUAUGAAGUUCAUGAACAAGUUGCCUCUUCUUUAGCAUGUGAAGCCUGGAGAGUUUAUGGUGAAAAUGGGUCAUCAUGAUUACUGGUUUUGAAAAAAGCGCUGUAUAUUUUGAAUUGUCUGUUCAAGUUGUGUUUCCUAAAUCACUGGAUAAAGCGUACAGCCACCAACGUCACAAAAUCAUGAAAUGUGAACAUUAGAAAUCAUGAGUGGUGGACUUGCUUGGUUCUUGUAAACCUCUAGCUGGUCAUUGCAUGCCCUCUCUGGUACAUACAGUAAGUGAUUGUAGUCAAAUGUGUUGGUUGGUGUCAGGUGCACGCACAUCCCUCAGUGGGGAGAAUACAUAGGCAUUUGGUGCACAGAGGUGGACAUUCCCGAGUAGGGAGAAUACAUUACAAGGACUCACAUUAUCCUGGUGCUCUUAUAUCAUGAAUUUUGGGGAUGCAUCUUGUGAGUUGGCUAAACACGUUCUACAAAAUCGAUUUGAAAACGAUUUUUCAAAUGACUUUCUUUUUCUCUUUGUAUUAUGGGUGAUGAGAAAUGACUAUCAGUGGUCAAUGGGCUCGGUCUCAGUGGACGUGGGAGAGUCUCCAAAAAAUCAAGUUCACAUUGGCAGGGUGUUUACUUCUUGCGUUUGCUAGCUAUGAAAAGUGGCUGUGAAGUUGUGUGCUUUGCUUCAUUCCAGGGUUAACUAAGAUACAACUGUUUUGGAUAGGAUCAGUGUUAUGAACUCUUUCCUCAAUGCAUAUCGUGGUGGAUGGAAGUGGAAUACCAGGACGAGUUGUAUUGUCAAAUAUGGAUGAGGCAGCGAGUUUUGGGAGGCGAUAUCAUGGACUUGUGAUUAGUAAGAUCAUUUGGAUACAGGCAAUGAGUCUUCGGAGUAAAGUCAAUAUGUGACAUGUGUUUUCUGAUGGAACAUAGCCACAUUUGCUUCUGCAGAAUCUUGCCAUUUGUCAGCCAAAUCUUUGAAAUUACCGCUUCUAAGUACCUAUCAUGAGUGUCCUGGCCCAGUACAAGGACUUUGAUGGGAAAUUAUUUAGCCAUUUGUGAAACCUUGAGGAUGUUCUCAGAAAAUUUAUCAAAAUAUGGAUUUAACUUUUGUGAUACUGUCUGCACUUGUGGCUGUAUUCUGCUGUUGAAGAAUUCUACUAAUAAAUGAAAACUUGAUUAUUAUUCAAAUGGAAUGUACUUAUUACCUUGAGAUGAUGUUACAGGAGACAUACAUCAAAUGUUUAUGCAUUGAAUGGAUAGAAGUUAAUAAAAAUACAGAGCUUUUUACUGCAGGUUGAGUUGACUGCACAAAUUGUUAAUGUCAAAAUACAUGUACACAUUGGGUAAAUUAUAUGCAGUUUCCUUCAAUAAUCUUAGCUCAGUGAAUCGGUUCACCGGUGUUCAUAAUCAAUGUUUCAUUUGAUUUUCUUCUAGCAUGAUUUAGACGCUUUAUGUUCAUCGUGUGUGCAAAAUCUUUUCAAGAUAACUUUGUGUGACCUCUGGUCACCGCUGAUUGUACCAAGCCUGAACAUACUGACUGACCUUGUAAUGAUGCAGUAUUUAUGUGUCCUACCUCUUUCAUUGCACAUCUGAUGUUCAACAUCUACGGAUACUUGCUGUUUUAAACAUUUGCAUGUCAAUGUCUGCAAGAACUAUGUAUUGUAUAAGAACUGACCGACUCUCUUAUGAAAUGUUGAAAUUUGAUUUGGAAAUAAGAUGGCUAGAGGCAUGCUAUUGCGAGCCGAUCUGGUGUAUAACAUAUUGUUUGUGCUUGCCUCCAGUAUGAUCAGGUCGCGAAACCAGGCAACCUAUUUUCAGGCUUGAACUUGUUCACUUAUUUCUAUAGUUUGCUUCAAACUACUUCCUGUUGACACUGUUAUCCUAGAAUGUGUCAGCCAGUAUCCUUGUCAUUGUGUGAGCUGUUUGUAAAAGAUACAGGAAGUGAAAAGAAUAGAAAACAAGAGGAGAUAAUCGACCAGUAGUACUUUCAAUAGAUCUGAAUUCUACCUGAAACAUUGACCUUACAAUUUCAAAUUCUGUCAUAUGAUGAUAAAUUGAAUCGAAUAGAAUGUUACUGGAGACAUAGUGUGGAUGUAGUGAUGAGAUCUUCAACUAAAAUAGAAUCCUAUAGGGACAACCUUCUCAUUUGAAAAUCAUGCACUUUGCGUAUCUUUAAAUGGUUUUCAAUGCCCGAAUAAAUCUCAUCCCUGAACUGUAUAAAGUGUAAAUAUUCCCCCCUCUGCGAUGUUGUCAUUGCAGGUUUUGAGCUGCCUGUAGAGUAGGAUUAUACAAGAUUUUUUAAGCUUGUGUUGUGACAGCUACACAUGUAGAGCUGGAAUAAAAGUUUUGAUGUCUUAA
Lineus longissimus is the source of this 5033-nucleotide messenger RNA. Its product is annotated as arginine/serine-rich protein PNISR-like. Bases 110 to 2551 code for a protein of 813 amino acids. Gene Ontology annotation, cellular component: nuclear speck; presynaptic active zone. The record is from RefSeq and is a predicted model, not a curated record. The transcript is spliced from 12 exons. Lineage: Eukaryota; Metazoa; Nemertea; Pilidiophora; Heteronemertea; Lineidae. Gene Ontology annotation, molecular function: RNA binding.